Molecule: messenger RNA, 1165 nt
Organism: Panicum virgatum (switchgrass)
Lineage: Eukaryota; Viridiplantae; Streptophyta; Magnoliopsida; Poales; Poaceae
Product: deSI-like protein At4g17486
Exons: 4
Coding region: 264-878 (204 amino acids)
Biological process (GO): protein deubiquitination
Molecular function (GO): deubiquitinase activity
Source: RefSeq, a predicted model, not a curated record
GCUACAGCCAGAGCCUAACGGAAAAUAUCUUCAGAGGUCAAGGCUGGUGGCGUGCUAGUUGUUCCCCAGUUAGUUAGCGCUCUUUCCCUUCCUCGCUUCGAACCAAAUCAAAUUCGGAGCGGCGAAGCGGAAGAUCCCCAAGCGGCCAAGCCUCUCCCCCUUCCCUUCGAUCCAGCUGAACCCGCGCACUGAUCGGGAAGCUAAUGCCGCGCGAGUCGCGGGAUCUGUAGCGCCACCGGGCUUCUCAGGCACGCGCGGCGGGUAUGGAGGCGCAGAACGGCGCCGGGGCGCCGGUGGUGCUCAACGUGUACGACCUGACGCCCAUGAACAACUACCUCUACUGGUUCGGCCUCGGCAUCUUCCACUCCGGAAUCGAAGUCCAUGGCAUGGAGUACGGAUUUGGAGCACAUGAGUUCCCAACGAGUGGGGUAUUUGAGGUGGAACCAAAAAGCUGCCCUGGCUUCGUCUAUAGAAGGUCCUUGUGGAUGGGCACAACUGACAUGUCCAGGGCAGAGUUCCGCUCAUUCAUUGAAAAUCUUGCUGGAAAGUACAAUGGUAACACGUAUCAUUUGAUUUCAAAGAAUUGCAACCAUUUUACAGAUGAUGUCUGUAAGAAUUUGACCAGGAAGUCAAUCCCUGGAUGGGUGAAUCGGCUAGCAAGAGUAGGUUCAUUUUUCAACUGUCUCCUACCAGAAAGCAUCCAAGUUUCUACAGUCAGACACGUCCCUACUCAUCCUGCAUUUUCUGAUGAUGAUAUGGAUUCAAUAUCUUCAUCAAUUAUUGGGGAUAGUGAUUUGGAAGAGUUGGACCAACACCUGCUGCCAUCAGACGUCCAUUCUAUAGAUGUGCCGCCAAAGUUAGCCAAAGAUCUUAUCUGAAUUAGUCCACCCUUUUGGAUUCCAUAUAUCAGUAUAACUUCAACUGCAGCAGCUGGCGUCCUUGAAGUGAUUCUCCAGGUGGUGUGACCGUGUGGGAAUGUAGACGAAUGCUGCUAAUUAUAUUGAUUCUUUAUUUACCACUGAGUUUUUUGUAUACCCACAUACAACUCAACAGCAAUGACAUGCUUUCUGACAUUUGUCGUUAGUAUCUUGUGUUUGGGUGAUGUUGUAUAGUCCUGAUGAAUACUUAUAUAUUGAGCCAAUUCUCUCAGUGCCAUAGAAAUUAA